Molecule: messenger RNA, 1705 nt
Organism: Tinamus guttatus (white-throated tinamou)
Lineage: Eukaryota; Metazoa; Chordata; Aves; Tinamiformes; Tinamidae
Source: RefSeq, a predicted model, not a curated record
UAGUAAUGUGAGCUUUUAAUUUAUACUCUCUCUCUCCAUCUUUCUCAGAUUGAAUUACUGUUCACCUGCUGUGUUUCCAAUGGAAUUUCUUGCAUGUUUUAACUUAUGGUGGAAGCCGCCUCAGUCUGUCUUGAAAAGAUUCCUUUGUUCGUUAGAAUCAGGAUUCCAAUAGGAAAAUUUUCUGGAGUGUGUGUGUGGGCAGCUCCUGAGGAUGGCAAGCAAAGGACCUGCAACUUCUACAUCGACGGAGAACUCCAGUACUGGAGGUACCAGUGGCAGCAGCAGCAACGGUGCUGGGGACAGUACUAAUCAGGACAGCACUUUCGAAUGUAACAUCUGCUUAGACACUGCCAAGGAUGCAGUUAUCAGCCUGUGUGGACAUCUCUUCUGCUGGCCUUGUUUACAUCAGUGGCUUGAGACCAGGCCAAACAGGCAAGUGUGUCCUGUUUGCAAAGCAGGAAUCAGUCGAGAUAAAGUUAUUCCUCUGUAUGGAAGAGGCAGCACUGGGCAACAGGACCCCAGAGAGAAAACUCCACCCCGACCCCAAGGGCAGAGGCCUGAACCAGAGAACAGAGGGGGAUUCCAGGGCUUUGGGUUUGGUGACGGUGGCUUCCAAAUGUCAUUCGGAAUUGGGGCCUUUCCCUUUGGUAUAUUCGCCACAGCAUUCAACAUAAAUGAUGGGCGACCUCCUCCAGCUGUUCCAGGGACUCCUCAGUAUGUGGAUGAGCAGUUCCUAUCCCGCCUCUUCCUGUUUGUGGCUCUGGUGAUAAUGUUCUGGCUGUUGAUUGCAUAAAUCUCUUCCAUUAUUCCGUAUAUUCCUGGCCAGCAAGGCCUCUGAAACAGUUACAAACUGCAUCCCCUUCCCAUUUUAAACCUCUUGGUGUCUGGUUCCAUAGUUAAUCACAGGUUCCAGAAAUUGGUGGUACCACAGCACAAUGAGGAAUCUCGCGUUUUGCACCCGAGUUGGAAAUUAAACGUUGGUUUGAAAGCGUAUUUCAGCUCAGCUAUCUUGUACGACGGGUUCCUGCCACAAACCAUGGGCCUAGUUUUGAGCUCCACUUCUCAAAGGAGUGCUGCUGUGCAGUCAUGUGCCAAUCAGUUACAACAGGUUCCUGUGAAAGACAGUUGCCCCAAGGUAGACUGGGCAGGUAAGCAAAGUUCUGCAGUGUGAUCAGUAUCUCGUGUUGGCAGCCACAAUGGAUCAGCUGGAUUUGUGGAUGUUGGUUAAUGUCCUCGCAUCAACAUCCAGCUUUCUUCAGGAAGCCACCUGCAGCACCGCGGAGAUUCCUCGGGCGUGACUUGUGAUGCAAAUGGAACUAACUUUGGAGACUCGUUUCUUUUCUUGCUGUUAUUUGAUGGAUUGAUGGAAAAAUCCCUGCUGAAGUGGUUCCAGUGGCUGUUGUAAGAAAGGAUACAAAUUUAUGCUGCAUUUUCUAAAAGCCUGAAUUUGUUGGAGCCAGACACUGGAAGAUGCUCUCCUCGUGGAGCUGAUGGGGCUGCUGAACAGUACGACACACCUGUCCGCCUCAGCCAGCUCGGCUCCCCACUGACAAAACAGUGUUGUCUUCCUUGGUUCUACACGGCAGUCUGUGCCUGCGCUCAUGGAUAAUCCCCUCACAACCUUGUUGCUGUAGCUACGUUUCUUUUCCUCAAGGCUGUGAGACACUAAGCAAGAUCAUGUACUCUAAAUAAAAUCCUAUUAACA